Molecule: messenger RNA, 4822 nt
Organism: Myxocyprinus asiaticus (Chinese sucker)
Lineage: Eukaryota; Metazoa; Chordata; Actinopteri; Cypriniformes; Catostomidae
Gene: tnfaip8l3
Product: tumor necrosis factor, alpha-induced protein 8-like 3
Exons: 2
Coding region: 184-792 (202 amino acids)
Biological process (GO): regulation of apoptotic process
Cellular component (GO): cytoplasm
Source: RefSeq, a predicted model, not a curated record
AGAAGGCAGUCUGACUACCAAGAGAGAAAAAAGAGAGCGCUCAGCAAACAGCUCGCACUCAUUGUGUCAGUGAAAUUCUGAACACGGACAGCUAGUGCAUUUGAGCUGAAGAAAACAGUUUUUAGUGCACAGACACAGAGGAAGUAGAAAAAAAAAACAAGAGGAGAGCUUCUUCGUUGAAAGAUGGACUCUGAUUCUGGGGAUCAGAGUGAGGGAGAACUCUCUCCAGGUCAAGAGAGCUUCAACUCCAAGAGUUUGGCCCUUCAGGCCCAAAAGAAGAUCUUGAGUAAAAUGGCCACCAUGGCAGUGGCGAACCUCCUCACAGACGACACCAGUAGUGAAAUUCUGGACGAACUUUACAAGGCCAGUCGUGAGUACACCAAGAGCAAGAAGGAAGCCCAUAAGAUAAUCAAAGAUGUCAUCAAGAUUGCACUGAAGAUUGGCAUCCUCUACCGGAACCACCAGUUCAGCUCUGAGGAGAUGGAGACCGUUGAGCGCUUCAAAAAGAAGAUGAACCAGGCGGCCAUGACGGUGGUGAGCUUUUACGAGGUGGAGUAUACAUUUGACCGUGGCAUUCUCUCUGAGCUAUUGAUGGAGUGUAGGGACCUUCUCCAUGAGUUGGUGGAGCAUCACUUGACCGCACGCUCCCACGGGCGGAUCGACCACGUUUUCAACCAUUUUGCAGAUGUGGAUUUCCUAACUGAGCUGUAUGGCCCAUCUGAAGAGUACAGACUCAACCUGAGGAAGAUCUGUGAUGGGGUAAACAAACUCCUGGAUGAGGGCGUACUUUAACCAAACCUCCAGUUAGACUCCAUCAGGCUGUUGGGAUUUGAAGUGAGGGAUUUUACGAAACAUGUGUUGUUGUUUCUAUGGGAAAUAUAGGGUGUCAUGGUAACUUAAUGAUGUGAUUGUAACUAGGGCUGGGCAAUAUAUCAAAUAUUCACACUGGGUCUCAUUUCCUAAAGCUGCCUGUUCACUGUCUCCGACAGUCACAUGCGACUUUCGCAUUUGUUCGCAAUGGAAAAUGAAAGCAGUCAUGAAUCUCUAUGUCAAGCACCCAGUUCCCAAUAUAUUUGCAACGUAAACAAAAUAACUGUCAAAUCUGCCGAAGUAGCAGGCAUUUUGAAUAAUGUUUAGGACAAAAAGCAUUGAUAUGUCUUAUUACGCAGUCAUUGUUUUGAAUGGAAAAAAUCACAUCCGGUCAUGCGGUUGCAUACGGUCUAAUUGCACCAAGUUGAAACUUUUCAACGCAUCCGUAGAUGAAAUUCAAUCCGAAAAUUCUGCAUCCACAGAUGGUUGGAAGUCCACGCAUCCCUAGUGUGACUCUCCAUUGAAAAUGAAUGACUUCCAGUGUAUCGUCUGUCGGAUGCAGUGGAAACGCGGCUUAAUAAUUGCAUUCAAGUUGUGUUCUUCAGUGCAAAGAAAAAGUUCUUAUUUUCCGCCAGAUUAAAAAACGUUUCAUACACACAUACAUUUGUUCUUACCUUUGUUUUAAUGUUGAUGAAUCCGGAUUGUUCUAAAUGAGAAAGUGUGUGCAAGCACUUACUAAUUUGCAUAAAACAUGCCCAAAUCAUCUUCGUAUAAUUCAUGCGUACGCAAGGUUUGUGAAUGACACCCUAAAUAUAUGUAAUGGUUUUGAUGGAGAUAUAAAAUUAAGCAACAUUGUGAAUGUUGCAAUUAUUUAAUGUACUUUAUUUUUGGCUGUUAUGUUUUCUAACGACAAGGUCGUUAUGCUUUUCUGUCUCGUGACUCACUAGUUACGACUUAAGCGUUAAACUUCUGUAGCAAAAAUGCUAGUUUGUUGUUAAGUUUGAUUCAUUUGAUUCACUUCUUUGAAUCAGUUCAAAAGUCUAUUUCAGUGAAUCAACUUAUAAAUCUGAAUCGGUGAUUCAUUUGUGCCAUCACUUGAAAAGUUUGUGUGGGAUAUUUGAUGUAUGGAAAUUUUCAAGAGUGUUAAAACUAGUGUUGUGCAGCGAAGCCAUCAUCUGUAUUUGUAUCUGUAUCUGUCUCUGUAGUCAGAUAGAACCGGGUGUGGGCGGGGCUUGAGACGGAAGUGCGUCAAAACUAAAUGAAAUGCCCAUUUUUAAAUGUUACUCUUACAUUUAUAGUUUCUGUUAAUAAAAUAUGCCUUGUAUAUGCCUUUUCAUAAUAAUAGCCUGAUAUUUUUAUUAUUAUUAUUAUUAUUAUUAUUAUUAUUACUAUACAACUAUUAUUUAAAAAAAUAUAUAAUUUUAUUAUUUUAUUUUUCUUACCAGAUGAAGCUGAAUUUGUAGGCUACAUUAACUGUGGAAUAUGUUGUGGUUUCUCCUGGUAUUUCUGAUAUUAAUAUCUGCAUGAAACAGAGUUUUCAUUUGUCUGUUCAUGUAUAACAACAAUAUUCUGGAGGCAGGAGGUGUCAAGCAAAAUGUGAAAUGUCAAGCACACAUUUUGCAGUGAAUAAUAAAUACAAAUUCACACAUUAAAAGAAAUGAAAAUAAAAUAUAGCCUACAAACAGGUGAAAGUCCCGUAAAUCUAUAAGGAAUUUUUACGAUAAGUCACCAUUAUUUAGUUAAAUAAUAAUAAUAAUAAUAAUAAUAAUAAUAAUGUAAAAUGUAUAUAGCACCUUAACAGAGGUAGCACAGUUUAAAGAAGAAGAAGAAAAAAAGACGGUGAAAGUUUCAGUUUCUUUGCUUUACAUAAGGAGGAAUAUUCCUAAUAGAUGAAUACUCUAUGGAGCAUUUAAACUUUUAUUUUUAUUUUUUUCAGAAUAAAGUCUUAACCAGAUAAUUUCCUUAAUCGCUGAAGUGAAUAUAAAUGUGGUCAACUUUAAGAGAUGGAUGGACGGGCUCCGACGUGAAAUCAUCACUUCAUGUCAGGAGUUUAACAUCACGCUCAGGUUUAGGCUAUAAAUAAACACGAGAAUCACGUGUGAAUCGUGUGAUACAUUAACAGACAUUUCAAGAAGUAGAAAGUGUAUAUGAUGUCGUAUGUUAAUGUUACAAUUUAUAAGCUCCAGACACGCACAAUUAACAGAGACCGCAAACGGAGUUGAGACCGUGGCUAUCCGAUCUGAAAUCAUAAUGUGCACAUUUUCAUUCAUAAGGUUUUGGCUGCACAGAUUCAUAAAUUCUCUGUAAUUUUGUUUGUUUAUUUAAAAUGUCACUUUAUCCUUGUGCCUCUUGGAUAAUCAGUCAUACAAAUAUUUUUUAUAUUAUUCGGAUGAAUCCGUUAUUCGUUUUGAUGUCAUUAUUCGUGCCUUUCCGAAUAAGGUAUUCGACUUGGGGCAAAUCCCUAGUUCAGAUAAUUUAAUAUCAACUCUGAUUUUAACUUUAGUAGCAAAAAUGCUGUUGAUUCACCUCCAUGAAUCAGUUCAAACUGUCAAUGCAUCGACUCAUAACUCUAAUUGAAAAAUUCAUUUGCGGAAGCAUCCAUGUGGCAUUUUCAUCAAAAAGCAUAAAAUACUGAGAUUUUGUUUUCACGUGUUUAGCUAUAUCACCCAGCCCUAAUUAUAACCCAGCCUGUAGGGAUGGUCACCCAGGUGCAAAUUAAAGUCAAAUCCUGGUCUGUAUCGCCAACAUACCAGAUGAUUGUUUGAGAAAAAUCCUGUUAAGUGCUAAGCUGGAAUGAAUCUGUGUCCCAUAAACCUGCACUUUGUGUUCAACUUCAGGAACGUUUUAAAUUACAAGCUCCUUUAAAUGCACUGUAUGAAAUUGGAUCCACCUAUCCUUUAAGAAUGGCCUAGCAAUGCAACCUUAGCUUUCUUCAGUGUGUGUAUAAGAACCAAGAAGUAUGUCCAGUUAAUUUAUUUGAAAAUUGAAAGUUCACUCUUUAUUUAAUCGCAUGUAUUUCAAAAACCUGUUUGACUUUCUUUCUUCCUUGGAACACACACAAAAUAAAAGAUGUUUUGAAAAAUUUCCGGAGCACUGUUUUUAAUGUAAUAAAGAGGAAAGGGGGCUGAGGCUUCCAAGCUCCAAAAAUGACAAAAAUAAAACAAUUAUAAAAAAAAAAAAAAAGAAAUUAUAAAUCAUAAAUAAAAUAUAACGCGAAUAGUCUACACUACUCAUGUGCUACAAUUCAAGUCUUCUGAAGACAUAGAAUAGCUUUAUGUGAGGAACAUGCAAUACCAUUUGGCAUAACUGGUGUCACAAUUCUGUGUUGUGUCAGCGCACCAUAUUUGAAUCUGAACAUAACUGCAAAUGAGAUUUGAGAGCUGCGCUGGCAUGACAACUUUAUAUAGAAAAACUAUUUUAAUUUUGGCUUGUUCCUCAAAAAAUAAAGCUAUUGCACAGCUUCAGAAGACUUGGAAUACAGCACAUGGAAAAAUACUGACUAUUUUUGUGGUGCUAUUUAAGUUAGACUUUGACAGAAUCUAUGAUUUAAUCCAAUCAAACACUUUGUACAGAAAAGAGAUCAUCAGAGAUUCUGCAGAGAAUCUCCUUUUGUGUUCCACAGAAGAAAGAAAGUCAUACAAGCUCGGAACUAGGUGAGCAAAUGAUGACAGAAUUUUACAUUUUGAAUGAACUAUUCCUAUAAUAUUGCAAAAGCUUUGAGAGCUGAUCAGAAAAAUGGCACGAACCUUUGUUGAACAGAGCGUGAGCCACAAUAAACAGAUGAAGUGCAGCAGAAAGAUUGUAAAUAAACUUUUUUUUUUUUUUUCAUUUGUAAUGACUCUGUGUCACAGCAACUCCCAUGAUCCUGUGCUUGGUCUUUUCAGAGCCUGAUGUUUCAGCAUGUAAAUGGUGUGUGUACAUGCAGGAGUGAAAUGUGAUUAUUCCACAAGCCUGUUGAGUAACCCAGGGUGUAGCACUAUUAUCUGUCAUUAAACAUUCCAUAUGAACUCCC